UCUGUAUUUACGUCAACAAACAAGCAAACCUGGGGCCGUACCUUGACAGGAAAAAAGUGCAGCAGCUCCCAGAGCACUUUGGUCCGGUGCGGCCGCCGGCGGCCCUGCAGCAAGCGGUACAGGCCUGCAUCGACUGCGCCCUCCAGCAAAAGGCAGUCUUCUCGCUCAUCAAGCCGGGCUAUGGAGGCGAGAUGGUGUCAGUUUCAGCUUCUUUUGAGGGUAAGCAGCAUCUCCUGAACCUGCUGGUAGUGAACAGUAUUGGGUAUGUCCUGCGCUUCCUGAAGAAGCUCUGUCGCAGCCUCUUGUGUGACAAUCUCUUCAGCAACCAGCCUUUCCAGCAGUACAACGCCGUGUCAGAAAGCCCAGAGGUGUAUGAAAACAGACGGAUGGAGGCAGCAGAAACGGUUGUACCUGAGGACUACCUGGUUGAUCCUGCAAACAUGAAGCGGUACAGUGUGGAUCCUGCCGAUUCUGCCUUUGGUUGCAUGAGCUCCAUGUACGCCAUGAGGCAGAGUCCUGCAGAUGGACGUACUGCUGGGGGCUCCUCUUCCUCCUGUAGCCAUCGUCCUGCACAGAUGUCUUCAGAGGGGUCAUCAUCUACUGGCCUGCGGCACCAGACCCCCAGCCCAACAAGGAACGGAACCUAUCUUGAAG
Antrostomus carolinensis (chuck-will's-widow) is the source of this 654-nucleotide messenger RNA. RefSeq names its product Scm polycomb group protein like 4 (gene SCML4). Gene Ontology annotation, biological process: negative regulation of DNA-templated transcription. Gene Ontology annotation, cellular component: nucleus. The annotation marks the transcript as partial. Gene Ontology annotation, molecular function: histone binding; chromatin binding. The record is from RefSeq and is a predicted model, not a curated record. The transcript has 3 exons. NCBI's taxonomy places the organism in Eukaryota, Metazoa, Chordata, Aves, Caprimulgiformes, Caprimulgidae.